Molecule: messenger RNA, 989 nt
Organism: Strigops habroptila (Kakapo)
Lineage: Eukaryota; Metazoa; Chordata; Aves; Psittaciformes; Psittacidae
Product: translation initiation factor IF-2-like
Exons: 2
Coding region: 13-864 (283 amino acids)
Source: RefSeq, a predicted model, not a curated record
CCGGAUCCGAGCAUGCAAUGGGCCAAAGGAGAGGGAGGGAGAAAGAGUGGGGGGAGAAAAGGAAAAAGAAAAACCGCCGCCACCACCACCACCCUGCGAACCAAAGCCUGCAACAACAAACCAAGCAAAACCGGUGCAGCAAGGCUCUACGAACACGCCUCCUCUCCCGGUUUUGGUGAAGAGGAGGAGGAGGGAGAGGGAAGGCAAAGGAAGGAGGAGAGGAAAAUAACAGUUCCCGACGCGGCUUCCCCGCUUCUCGCACAGCUAAGGGUCCCCCUCCGGCCGCGGCAGCAGCGGCGGCGGCAGCCCCCAGCACCCCCCCGCCGGCCCCUCGCAGCCCCGCGUCCCGCACAUCUGUCUCCGCAGCAAGGGGCCCCGCCGGCCUCUCCGCGGCCCGGACUGCGGGGACCGCCGCCGCCGUGCGCCUCCCGCGGCAGCCCGCUCACUCGCCGAUCCGACCCGCGCCGUGCCGCCGGCCGCACCUCCAGAGGCGGGCAGCCCGCCCGGCCCCUCUCCCUCCGCCUCCCGGCAGCCCCCACCUGCCGGCCCGGCCCCGCCGCCGCCGCCGCCCCCCGCUCCGCCCCGCGGUGCCGGGCGGCCGCACCUGCUCCCGCAGCGCCGCGCCGCCGGCCCGGCUCGGCCCCCUCCAGGGACCCGCCGCCGCCGGGGGCGGGACGGCGCCGCGGGGCGGGGAGGAAGGGAGGUGCGGGGCCGGGCUCCGCGCCGCCCCGCGGCCGCGCUCGACCGGCGGGCAGCGCAGCUACAGCUGGCGGGGCUGGAGGCACCGCGGCGGGAGCAGCCAGUGGGGACCGAGGAGGGGAGGCCGGAGCGAGGACAGACCUGCCGGGAAGAACCCGCAGUUGAAGGGAGCAUUUGUGAGAUCCGGAGCGAUGUGAGGUGUACCUGUGUUGCUUCAGUCAGCCUGUAGAAUCAGUACCCACUUAAAAAAAUUAAAUCAUAUCAACACCUUGUGUUGAUUGUAAAACAGA